Messenger RNA from Pyricularia oryzae 70-15, 5182 nucleotides. Its product is annotated as GYF domain-containing protein. Lineage: Eukaryota; Fungi; Ascomycota; Sordariomycetes; Magnaporthales; Pyriculariaceae. The record is from RefSeq and is a predicted model, not a curated record. Gene Ontology annotation, molecular function: protein binding. Bases 319 to 4806 code for a protein of 1495 amino acids. The transcript is spliced from 5 exons.
CGUCAACCUCUGUGAAUUUUCAGAGCACAAAUCGAAAGCUUCUUUCUUCGACCCAGCAAGUUGCCAGCACUCUCCGUCGUCCGUCGCGAAAACUACCAGCAAUAGCCAGCAAGCCUGCCAUCUCGAUUACCACUUCACAUCUUUAUUUAGCCAUCAACCAGCUACUCUUCGCCUCACCUACCCGUAGGCGCCGACCGAAUCCCACCGACCGCAUAUUGUUACAGCCGUCGCGAAAACUUCAGCUUCCCACGAAAGCUCUACCCUCUACUUUUGGCUUCGCGUUCGCCAAUUUGGUCAACCCGAGCACAAAUAUUCGAGAUGAAUUCUCAACUUCCUUCAAGCUUCGCAUCAGCGGCCGCAGGCCAAUCUAACCGUGAUCCCAGAGGAAGCCGUGAAGGCCGCGGAAAUGGAAGCGGAGAAUGGGCGCGACGCGAUGGACGUCCCUCCAACGGCACAAUGACUUUCCGUCGCUCCUCCACAACCCCCUUCAACAACCAAUCUACCGCUCAGAGCACACCUGCGACCGAUGGCGCUGCAGUUCAAGCACCGCCAUCUGCUGCUGACGCCGCUCCGUAUGACGGCCCGCUACGUUAUACUCGCGAGCAGUUGUUGGAAAUAAGCAGAAAUUCCGAAAGUGCGAUCAAUGUGGAGGAGCUGUUCGUCUCUGGAUGGGUCCCUGCGCCUGUGAACGGCACGUCGGUGCGAAACUGGGGUAAGCCCAACGAAACCCACGUACCGCAGGACCCAAGUGUCUGUUGGGACACCAACGGAGCGGUAAAGCCAGUGGGACUGCAAGAAAUGUCACAGGAAGAGAAAGAAUUGUUCGCUUCCGAUGUCAACUCUCCCGUAAAACCCCCGCAGCAAAACAAGGAUGGCACACACCAAGGCGGAGGACUUAAUGGUCGAAAGCCAUCUGUCUCACACGGUAGCAACUUUGUCACCACGCCGUCGACCGCCUCGCGCCCCGGCACUCGUCGACAACAGACCGAAAAUAGCCCUUACCCCGCCGAUGGUCUCGUUUCACCCACUGGAAACGGUCGCUUCGCUCGCACUGACUCGUCGUGGUUUGGACGUCGGAACCAGGAGGAAAAAGACGACACUUACGAUGAGCCUUCCGACGAUACGACCGGAAAUAACCGAGAGCCUCAAUCGGCCCGCGCUGCCGGCUUUGGAGGAUUGUCCCGUACGACUUCGGGUGCUGCGUCUGCUGGAAACAGCUUCGCCGCUGCCUCUGCGCUCUGGGGACAAUCGGCUGGUCCUGCGUCGGCUUCCUCGCCGAUGGGGAGUUUCGGCAAUUUUUCCAUGCCUGGCACUUCUGCUGUUGGGGACAAGCGAUUUGCUUCUUCCGGGGGCAGUCGUUUGGCCCACCUAAUUCCCAAGGACAGUAACAAUCCAGCAGGAGAGGGAUCGCCGCGCGAGACGGCUGCCGACGGCAAAGACUCCUGGCGUCCUCGACCACGAAUCGACACCGACCCUUUUGGGGAGCAGGCUGGUAACCUAAACGCCCUGCGCGAGGGAACUAGUCCUUCCCCAAAGCAGCACGCGAGCCAGCGCACCUUUGAAACGCCUAUAAAGGGCUCGGCGGGGGACUACGGCAUGUCAAAUCUGAACCUGGGAGGCCACAAGGACGAGGGCACUCCCGAGACGAACCCCUAUCGUAGCCCGCCAGCUGAGCGUGGUGAUGAUGAGGGGUCUACCGGGGACUACGGUGCGGGCCACGGUCACGGUCAGCCUACCGAGCAACCCUCGGGGUUCAGUGCGAUUGCUCGAGGAUUCCCGGCCGCCAACGUCGAGGGCAGUGAUCGCAGUCAGACAUCCAGCGUUGGAGCCAAUCGCGGUGGAUUUCCCGCGCUAAACCAGCUGAGUACGUGGCCUUCCAAUUUGACCUCAGGAACCCCUGAUCGCGAACGGGCUGGGUUCGCGAACCCAUUUGGAAGCUCUUUGUUCAGUCCAGACGUUCAGUCACCCGGUCUUGGCGGUCUUGCCAACGUGUUUGGACCUGCCAGCGCUGGUGGCUCGCUUCGUGGCAGCAAGCUUGGCUCUCUUUUCCCGGCAGCAAUGCAGGCGCAGAUGCAGCAGCCGGAACACGACAGCUUGGCCGACUCCGUACCCGACUACCGACAGGUCAACCCCCUGGGCGCCAUUGGGCGCAGUGCUACCGGACCUAAUCCUCGGGAAACAGACAGCCCAAUGAGAGCGGGCCGGUCUGGAAUGUUCGAGGAACUUUUCCCAACAUCGGACGCUGCCCGCUCUCAGGGUCUUUUUACCACGGCUGAGCCUACGUCAGGCCUAACUGCUACAGCAGCCCAAUCAUUUGGUGGUAUGUCUGGUGGCCAUCCCUUCUCGCUUCACACGCCCGUCGAUGGUCCCCAGUCUCAGGCCCAGGCCCGCCAGAUGGUCAUGCCCGACCGCAUGCGUUGGGUGUACAUGGACCCUCAGGGCAACCAUCAAGGUCCUUUCACCGGGCUGGAGAUGAACGACUGGUAUAAGGCCAACUUCUUUACGCCCGAUCUGCGAGUCAAGCGAGUUGAGGACAGCGACUUUGAACCCUUGGGCCAACUUAUUCGCCGUAUUGGCAACUCUCGGGAGCCUUUCUUGGUUCCCCAGAUCGGUGUCGCCCAUGGCCCCCCUUCGCAGACCGGCCCAUUUUCUACUGGUGACAGCCGAGGUGUCAUUCCGCCUUUGGUAGGGGCGUUCCCUAGCUUUGGACGCACCCUGACGGCAGAGGAGCAGAACAACCUGGAGCGUCGCAAACAGGAGGAGCAAUUUCUCAUGCACCGCCAGCGAGAGUUCAUGGCCCAGCAGCAACAUUCCCAAGUCUUUAACAAAAUGGGCAUGCAGCCUGGCGCCGCUGGCGUUCUUCAGCACCACUCGAGCGCGCAUAGCCUGCAGAGCCAGCCUAGCUUUGGGAGCAUCAGCUCACCGAUUGGUAUGCCCACGCAGCAGCCCAUCGGAAACAUGGGAGCAGCCGCAAUCACACCUUCGUACUUUGAGCCCACCUCACAGGGCAUCAUGCAGCCUGGUCUCACAUCUGUCCCCGGCGACAUGUUUCCCCAGGACCUGAACAUGCAGGAACGUCAGAUGCUUGCCAACCUCCAGGGAGGCCCUAACAUUCUUUCGACUUUACUGGGCGGUCAAAGGCCUGCAGGCGGUGUGACUUCUGCUGGAUUGGUUGCCCCUCCCGGCGAAAACAACCAUCGCAGCCAACUUCCGGCUGUAGAUCAACUUCAGCAGGACCCGUUCAGUGCUAGACUCAAGGAAUUCCAGGAACUGCGGGCCCAGCGGGAUGCCGAGGAGGCUGCCGCGGGUGAGCAGAAUACCUCUGAGAAUGCUAACGAUGAUGCUCAAGCCCGAGUUGCAACUCAAGAAGACGCAGCCCAAAUAAUUGAGGACGUCGCCAAGUCUCAGGAAAGCAGCAAGACCCCUGAAGCUCAGGCUUCCAGUCUUUCGCUGACACAGCAGGUUCAAAAGACCCAGGCCGCUGCUGCCAAGCAGACUCAACCUGCCGAAAAUGAUGCCUUGAUGCCUUUCCCCCCUCCCGCCGGAGCUACCAUCGCUGCUCCCACCGCUCAGCGCACGCGCUCUACUCUGCCCGAUCAGUUUGCCGGCAUGAACCGCUCGCAAUCUGGCACCCCGGAAAGCCUGUCGGCUACCCAAGCUGCUCCUCCUUCGCUUGCGCCGUGGGCUUCGGCUACUGCGGACCAGAAAGCACCAACAUUCAAGGAGAUUCAAGAGGCCGAGGCCAAGAAGGCCGCGCGUGCUGAGCUAGCUGCUGCCGCUGCGCGACGUGCCGCCCUUGAGCAGGAAGCUGCUGCUCUCCGCGAGCGUGAGAAGACGGCUGUUACCGGUGCAGCGCCCAUUCUUCCUACUACCAGCACUUGGGGCAGCGGCUCUCCUGUUACUCCGUCUGGCGCCAGCCCCUGGGCCAAGCCAAGCGUGGGUGGAGGUGUCAAGGGUACGACCCCCACGCCCGCCGAGACCCCAAACACAGUCAACGGCAAGAAGAAGACGCUUGCCGAGAUUCAACGCGAGGAGGAGGUCCGCAAGGCCCGUUUGGCUCGUGCUCAGGAGCAGGCUGCUGCGGCCUCUGCUGCUGCGACUAUCAACAACAGCAUGGGUAAGCGCUAUGCUGAUCUUGCCAGCAAGGUGAACCAGGGUCCCGCGCCUGCUGCUGUGUCAGCCCCUCCUGGCUGGGCUACCGUCGGUGCCGGUGGCAAGGUCAAGAUCCCUACUGGACCUGCCGCUCAGCAGGUUCGCACCAUUAGCACUGGAGCUAUCAAACCCGCGGUAUCAGCGGCUCCUCCCAGCAAACCGGCCACUGUCUCGGCUCGAGCCAGCCCAGCCACCGUCAACAAGAUGGACUCGACUGGCGCCGCAAUGGAGGAAUUCAACAAGUGGCUCCGCCGUGAACUUGGGCGCGGUAUCACUGGUGGCAUUGACAUUGAUACUUUUGCCUCGACGCUCCUCGUCCUUCCCCUCGAUCAAACGCUCAUCUCGGAUGCAGUCUACGCCAACUCUACUACCAUGGACGGACGCCAUUUCGCCGAGGAGUUCGUCCGCCGCAAGAAGCUUGCUGACAAGGGUGUCGUCGAGAAGCAGACUGCGGGCGUGUCCCGAGGCAGUGGCUUGGGUGGAGCUGCUUCAGGCUCGGGUGCAGACAAGGGUUGGAGCGAGGUGGCCAAGAAGGGCGGCAACUCGAACGGUGGCGCCUCGGCGACUGCUGCUGGAGCUAGCCCUGGCGCUGACAGUGGAAUCCAAGGUGCCGGGUUCAAGGUGGUGCCUGGUCGUAAGCGCGGUAAGAAAUAAGCGCCAUCGGAAGAACUCUACUUGCACAUUGGUGCCGCUAUGUAUGCCGCCGUGUAUGUGUGGAUGCGCCGGUGGGAGUUCGAUGAAUGUUGAUCAGGGAGUGAUGGUCACAAAACAGUGACAGAUUAUUACAGUUGAUUCAGUUCAGUCUGUUUUUGAUCACAUCUGUUCGUGUUGGAUUAAGGACAUCGGAAUUCGAUUACUGGGAAAGUGUGGCUGUUGUUUUUUUGACGGCACCAAGUUGGUUGGUUGUGCACACUACAAGUUCCUGCCUUUCAAUGAAGCUUGAGUAACUGUGUUUUCGGUACAGAACACGGCAUGUCUCUCUGUCCAAUAGCUAGAAUCACACCUAGGCCCCAAACAGCAUUUGUCAGAA